GCCAAGUAAAGCAACUAACAAGUUUCAAAUAAAACAAUUCGAUACAGUGGCAAACUAAAACUUUAUCAAUUAUUUGUCCCCCAAAAAAAAGGAGUGAAAAUUUUUCGCUGUUAUACAGAAAGGCAGACCCCUACACAUAUAUACACAUAUACGAGAGCCUACAUAUAUAUAUCCAUAUAUAUAUAAUAUAUGUUCAAGAAUCCUUUAGCCAAGUCAAGAAGAAGAAGCUACGCGAAUGUGCGCUUUUGGUUACCUAUUGUUUUUCGCCCUAUUGUUAACAACAAUUCUGGUGCUUUCCAUCAUUUUCGCCACCACCUCCAAGCGAUCCAUGUUGGAUAGCUUUGUACUAGUAUUCAAUUACACACAAGAACACCAGCCAGACCAAGAAAUGCAGCAGCAACAACAACAACCAACGGACUAUCAGCAACAACCACAAAUGUUCCUAAAACAGAAAAUAUUUUGAGUUCCACAUGGGUUUAUGAGUAUAAUGCCCCGAAAAAUAAUAAAACGAAACAGAAAAUCAAUUGGCUGUUGCACAUUUGCUUUGACAGUUUGUUCGGAAAAUUGAAAGAACAGAAAAAAAUAACAUAAACAAAAGUAUUUUGGUCAGGACGCUAGUGUACGCGAGUGAAAGAAUUUCUCAGUUGGUCAAGUGAAAUUACCACUAUAAAGUUAAUAAAUAAAACAAAGAGUGACAAAC
Messenger RNA from Drosophila simulans, 700 nucleotides. RefSeq lists its product as uncharacterized. The coding region runs from base 236 to 463 and encodes 75 amino acids. The transcript has 3 exons. The record is from RefSeq and is a predicted model, not a curated record. Lineage: Eukaryota; Metazoa; Arthropoda; Insecta; Diptera; Drosophilidae.